Rhagoletis pomonella (apple maggot) is the source of this 849-nucleotide messenger RNA. RefSeq names its product putative nuclease HARBI1. The coding region runs from base 19 to 849 and encodes 276 amino acids. The record is from RefSeq and is a predicted model, not a curated record. The transcript is spliced from 3 exons. NCBI's taxonomy places the organism in Eukaryota, Metazoa, Arthropoda, Insecta, Diptera, Tephritidae.
UUACCAGGGAAGACAAACAUGGCAGUUUUCUUAUGGUUUGCCGGUCAUGAGGCAUGCAGCUUUCGUGACUUAUCCGACCGCUUCAAUAUAUCACUGUCGACUGUUUCUCGUAUGGUCAAUAGAACGACAAUGUUCAUUAGCAGUUUGAGUCCAGAGGUUAUACGAUGGCCUACUGAGGAGAAGAAGCAAGAUUCGGCACUUUUUUUUACCAGAAAAUGCGGCUUUGCAAAAGCAAUCGGAUGCAUUGAUGGCACGCAUAUCGUCAUUGAUCCUCCAGCUGAGCGGAAAGAUGACUACAUUGACCGGAAAGGCAACAUUACCCUUACUAUGCAGGCCAUUUGCGAUGCAAAUAAAAAGUUUAUCAACAUAUUCGUUGGAUUUCCCGGAUCAAGUCAUGAUAGUUGGGUUUUUCAGAACUCGCCUAUUUACCAAAAAUUGUCAUCGUAUUGUGGAGAUUACUACUUACUAGGAGACUCUGCUUACCCGUGCACUCAGUACGUAAUCACGCCAUAUAAGGAUAAUGGUCACUUGACGGCCGCGCAGAAAAACUUCAAUGUGAAGCUAAGCUCCGGUCGCGUUGCAAUUGAGCACACAUUAGGAAUCCUGAAGCAGCGAUUUAGGCAGUUGUACUAUUGUAAGCUAAGGGGUAGUAGGAAGUUGUGCCACUUCAUAAGGGCGUGUUGUGUCUUGCACAAUAUUGCGAACGAGAGCGAUUUAGAAUUUUCGCCAGAAGUUUUAAUUGAAGAAAGAGCAGAAAAUGAAUGUGGUGAAACAUCCAGAGGAAACUCUGUCCGCGAUGCCAUUUGUAUGGAUUUGCCACCGAGGCAACAAUCAAGAAGUAUUCCUUAA